Messenger RNA from Monopterus albus (swamp eel), 4601 nucleotides. RefSeq names its product SR-related CTD-associated factor 11 (gene scaf11). Gene Ontology annotation, molecular function: RNA binding. The transcript is spliced from 15 exons. The coding region runs from base 237 to 3893 and encodes 1218 amino acids. The record is from RefSeq and is a predicted model, not a curated record. NCBI's taxonomy places the organism in Eukaryota, Metazoa, Chordata, Actinopteri, Synbranchiformes, Synbranchidae. Gene Ontology annotation, biological process: spliceosomal complex assembly.
UGCUCUGUAAUGCUCGUCGGUUCCGGAAGACGGCGCUAGCUGGACAACUUUCAUCCAGACCGCGAGACAUGUGGCUGAGACUUUCUGUAAGCUACGCUCCGUUUUCAGCCAAAAACAAUUCCACGAUUCAUCGGCAUUUCGUAGCAGGAGGGUGGUCGUAGAAAAUAAUUCACUAGUUGCAAAUCAGCUGCUGUUCUUUUUAAAGUACUGUGAAACAGGACAUCCCUGGGCCGUACAUGACUGGAGCUGGAAGUGGUGACCAGGGCCCACCGGAUGGGAUGGAUGCUGAGGAGGCAGAGAGGUGUCCUGUCUGUCUGGGCAUCUUGGCUGGAGGCGAGCUCGCCGUGCCUGACAGCUGCUGCCACGUCUUUUGCCUAAGAUGCCUCCUCACUUGGGCAGAGGUGGCUCCUUCAUGCCCAGUGGACAGAAGACCUUUCACCAGUGUUUACAGAUGGGACGGGGAGCUCAGCUGUGUGCAGGUUCCUGUGAAGAAGCGAGUGACUCAACAUGAAGCUGAGAGUUACUGCUGUAGAAAUCCUGAACAAAAACUCUAUCUCAAAAGUAAGCCUGCAAGAAGAAUGAAACGGCGAAAUGCAGAGAGGACAGCAGAUGCCAAAACAAAAGGACUUGUGAGGAAAUGUAAUGAUGAAGACCCCUCUUCACUAAACAGAAAAAAGGUGAGAGGAACAGAGUGCUGUACUUGGUCACCACCUCCCUGUGUAUUGUUGACUACACAGGACAUGACAGAGUUUGUUUGGGUGACAGAGGACCUACUGUAUGACAAUGGGUUCAUACAAUGCAAACCCCAGGUACAAAGCUGUCCAUGGCUUUCUCCUGCUGUUCCUAUCCCUGUUAAUGGCACCUCAAGGCAGCAUUUUAGUCCAACUAGUUGGAACCACACCCUGUUUCCAUUUGGCCUCUGUUCAUCUUCCUUUACCUCCAGCACACCAUUUCACUCUGGGGAUUUUGUGUUUCAGGGUGUUGUCUGUGCCAUCACAUGUCCCAAAGGAGGAGAAAAGCGAGGUGGCCGAGCCUCAACCUCCAAAGCCCCCACCAAAGAGACAAUGUCUCUACCAUCCAGGCAAUCUGGGUGCAACAGUAAAAUCCAGGAAGAGACUUGCAUAUCUGAUCCCUCAUUGCCAACUCAGUCCAGUUCAUCAGACUGUGACUCUUCCAACAACCAAUCCACCAAGCCAAGCAAGACUUCUCAGGUGCCAGCCAAGAGGAAGGGAAAACAGGCAAAAAAUCAAAAGGCCAGCGCCAAACGGAAAGCAACAAGAAAAAAAUGCUCUCCUAAAGUUGUCAGCAGCUCAGCAGCAAGUGAGGAGGAGGAAAAAGUUGAAGGUCAUGAGGAGGAAGAAGACAAAACUAAACAGGAGCAUGAUAAAAACAACUCAGAGCAGCAGCAGUCUGAUGCUGAAGGGAACCUCAGUGCAGACCAGGACAGUUUUAACUCUGCUGAUGAGCAAGGAGGUGCAGAAUCUCUGAGUAACAAUGUGCAACAGGACAGUGAUGAGACUCAGGAACAAUAUAAUGAACAAGAAGAGAAACUAGAUGAUGGAGAUGGUGACCUGUCUUGUCCCUCAGGCUUGGCUCUCAACAGCCCUGGUUCAUGUUCUGAGCGUGCCCAGAGCAAGAAAGAGGCUCAAUAUCCAGGCCGUUUUGCUUCCUCUGGAGACGAGGAUUCUGAGAAAAGGGAUUCACCAUCACCCCCUAAUUUUCAGAAUGCUCUGCUGGAGGACCCAGUGUCUCCACAUUGUGAUGAGGAGACUGAGCAGGACGAUACAAAGGAAAUUUGUGCAGAGUCACAAGAAGUGAACAGUGAGGAAUCUUCAGUGGAAAUGAAGGCAGAAUCAAGUGAGAGCCUGACACAACCUGGUUCUCACUCUGCUGGAGAGUCGGAAGAAAAUGUAGCAGACCCAGAAACAAAAUCCUCUGAGGUCACUGAUACAAAAAUGCUUGGAUCAUUUGACAGUUUUGGGGAAGGAACUGAGGAUGAUAGUCCAUCCAAAGAUGCUAGUUCAUCUAAAGAUAACACUGACACUGUCCCCAUGGACUGCAGUUUGCCCAUGAGUGAGCAUGGUAACAAUCAAAUUUUGGAGCUACCAAAGGAUAGUGUUAACCCAGCUGCCACAGAACGUCAUGCUUCUGAAAACCAAGUCACCAAGAGCUGCAAGGGCCAACAGGAGAGAGAAAAAAGCCAAGAGAGGAAGAACGGCAGGCAGCGACGCUCUCGCUUCCACUCCCCAACCUCCACCUGGUCACCUAAGAGGGACUCCAAGCAAGAUUCAUCCAGGCACUCGCACUCACAAUCUAGAGAACGUGAUGGCAGCCCGCCCUCAAGUUGCUCUUCUCGCAGCAGAGAAAGGGACAGGCACCGGGAUGGUGACAGAGAGUAUUCUAGGAAGGGCCGUAGCCGAGAGAGGAGGAGACGGCAAUCCAGGAGUCGCUCUAGGUCCAGGUCGCGCUCUCGGUCUAGGUCUCGAACCAGGACAAAGUCCUACAGACGAGGGCCCAGUCCUGGGCGGCCUGGUUCCAGAGAGCAAUCUCCCCAGAGGAAGGAGCAUAAGGGUGGGUGGAGGUCUGGGCAGGGUAGCGGAUUUGGUGGUGAGGGAUGGAGGUAUUAUAGAGGCACUAGUCGCUUUGAGAAUGGUGUGCCUACAGAAAGUUCCCCUGAUUGCCAAGGGUGGUCGGAUAAUCCUGACUGGGUUACAGAAAAGACUCGUGGUGAAGAUGAGGGCAGGAACCAGGAUUUCAAUGGCAGCUCACGCUGGGAAGAGCACCGCAACAGUGGUGGGAACCGGAGAGAACCACAGGGACGGGGGGCCCGUGGCGGGUUUGAACAUGGCCGGGGUACGGGGCGGGGCAGGGGCAACUGUAGCUUCUACAUCCAGCAGGAGGACUCAACGGACGACCGCUGGCAGCCCAGAAACAACUUCUCAGGUACAGGCAACAAUUCAGGGAAUGACGCAUAUAGCCGCUUCAGUGUCCGGAAGAAAGAUGCAGAGCCAGGGGACUCUAUGCUUGACCGGUCGGGAUGGUCAUCAGCAUCCAGCUGGGCUGUCAGGAGGACACUCCCUGCAGAUGUGCAGGAUUAUUACUUGAAAAGGGAGAGGGGAGGACCUGGAGGCUGGACCCGACUAGAGGAGGAGCAGCAGCCAGCAGCAGCAGUAGAUCCCCCUAAAAGUGAACCUCCUCCACAGGUUGUCCCAGGUAACGCUCCGGUGCCUGUGAUGAACAUGAUUCCCCCUCAUCCUCCUCAGCUGAAUGUUCUUCCCCUGCACUACCCCAUGCAGGGCCCGAGGGGAACCCUGCCGGUCAGCUUACACCCUGCAGUCCCAUACACCAUGCCUCCUCAGGUUCCCGUGCACCUCCACCCUGCUGUGCCACUGCUUCAGGUGCCUGCUGUCGAUGCUCAGAGCCUUCCACCGCCCCCUCCUCCGCCUCCACCCAUGCAGCAAGGCAGCCAGACUGUAGCAGCUCAGCCUGAUGGCCACAUGACUCAGAUGGUGAGUAACAUGGUGGGUUUUGGAAAACCGGCCCUGCUUCCCACACCUACCAAAGGUGGUGUUGCCACAGUGACCCAGGGCCAGCCAGCACCCAGUCAGGUGCUCCCAUCCUCUACAACUCAGCCUGGCCAUAACAAGGCUCAAGCUGACAGCUCCAAAAAGGAAAAGAAACAGCAGAUCCAAGAGAAAGCUAUAAAUGAAGUAAAGACAGCCAUCAAACCCUAUUACCAAAAGAAGGAAAUCUCCAAGGAGGAGUACAAGGAGAUUGUUCGCAAAGCAGUAGAAAAGGUGUGUCACAGCAAGAGCGGUGAGGUGGACUCCAGUAAGGUGGCAAACCUGGUGAAGGCCUAUGUGGACAAAUACAAGCACGCCCGGAAGAAAUGAGUCUCUUACCUGCUGCUGUGUGGUGACACCCUCAUAGACCCAUUCAGCUGCUCAAGUGCAAUUUCCUCUAGCUGGAAUCUGGCCUUCCAGCUGAACGAUGAUGGAGAGCCAACAGUUUUCUUUUUUGAUAUCUCCACCUUUUAUUGAAUGAUAUUUUUUUCCUAUAGAUUUUCAUAUUUUGUUAGAAAAAGAAUGACCCAAUCAGAAUUGUAAUGCAAGAGCCCUUUAUUUUGCAUAGAUUGUGUAACUUGGGGACUACUGUGAGGAAGCAUGUAGGGGUGGUUGAUACUAAAGACACAACACUCAGUGAACGACAUCAGCUCAUGUAGUGGUGAGCCUCUCCCAGGGUGCCAGCUUGUACAAUGAAUUUUUCCUCCAUGGCAUUCUGACUGCAAAGCAUAUUAAUUAAAUAUUAUAUGUUCUUUUAAAAAAAUUUCAGAUGAACACCUAGUUUAAAAAUGAUUUAUUGCCUUUAUUAAUUUUUGUGGCCCAACAAUGGGCUGCAAUCUUGGGUGACUGUAACCAGGGCCCUGAUUGGUGGGUUUGGCUGGCCAAUCAGCAUGUGUAAUGUAAGGCACGGGUGCCCAGGAGGGCAAAUCAGGUGAAAUUGAUCCUGUGUUCUGCCGAAUGGAUACUAAAUGUUAAAGUGUGAACAUGAACUGCAAAGUGUGUCCAGAGAGUUGUGAAAAUAAAUUAGCUGCUUCCUGA